AUGCAGCGCAAGUUUAUCGAGAGCACGGGCAACGUCGUGUUCUGCAAGGACAUGCGCGACGAGGUCGUGCGGGAGUACUCCUCUGCGUCGCCCGUCGUGCAUACACCCGUCCCACCAAGGAAGUGGCAUUCACCUCCAGGGACUCGCUUCCCCGCGUCUGCCGGUGGUCGCCACAUUGCACUCCCUUCCCCUGCCACUCACUUCCUCGAUCUAGGUCCCACACCCCCUCGCUUGUUUCGUGUGCUCUCCCCGCCGCUCAACGUCAUGCAUCUGUGGAUUGCUGCCUCACGCGCCCCUGGUGAGUCUCGCCCCACUCCCUAUCACACCCUCUCGUUCUGCCUCUAG
This is a messenger RNA of Fomitopsis serialis, 345 nucleotides long. RefSeq lists its product as uncharacterized. The coding region runs from base 1 to 345 and encodes 114 amino acids. The transcript is spliced from 3 exons. Lineage: Eukaryota; Fungi; Basidiomycota; Agaricomycetes; Polyporales; Fomitopsidaceae. The record is from RefSeq and is a predicted model, not a curated record.